Molecule: messenger RNA, 1409 nt
Organism: Mytilinidion resinicola
Lineage: Eukaryota; Fungi; Ascomycota; Dothideomycetes; Mytilinidiales; Mytilinidiaceae
Exons: 4
Coding region: 1-1173 (390 amino acids)
Source: RefSeq, a predicted model, not a curated record
AUGGAGGACUCGCAUUCACACCCUCUAGACUCCAGAGACGAUCAUCGGUCCCUGAUCAACGUUUUCGGAUGGUUUUGCGUAGUUCUUAUCACUGGGAUCAUACUAACACGUUUGUUCAGUAGAUGGGUGAAAUCGCGAUCGUUUGGGAUAGACGAUGCCUUCAUUUUGGCCUCCAUGGUUUUGUCAAUUCUUCAAACGGUUGCGGUCUCUAUAGGCGUAGGACAUGGCCUCGGUCAGCUAGAAAGCCAGUUCAUUAGCACCCAGAGCGUUGCGCAGCAGAAGUCAAUCUACGCCUUUACAAUCCUUUUCGUGCUCGGGCAGUUCUUCGCGAAGUUCUCCAUCAUCUCAUUCAUCAUCUCAAUCACUCCGGACAUUAAGCAGCAAAGAUUCGCAUACUCUAUUGGCGCAACGAGUACGAUUUGGAUGGCCUCUUCGGUCUUCGGCUUCGCUUUUCAGUGCCGUCUUCCUAACCCGUGGAUAUUCGUCAACAAUCGAUGCAUCCAUCGCCUUGCCUUUUACACCUACGUCGAAGUAUUAAACAUCGUCAUCGACUCAACUCUCGCGAUUUUCCCGAGUUUGAUAAUACUCGGGCUUCAACUCGAAUUGAAGCAAAAAGCCAUCACCAUCGCCUUUUUCAUGAGCAGGCUUCUGGUCGUGACCGCAUCCAUAGGCCAGCUAGCCACCAUGUAUACUCGAACCGAGGACCCCUUCAUCUCCUGGACCUUCGCCCUCCUCGUCACCAUCAUCCAAACCCUGGGCAUCAUCACAGCCUGCGGCCCCUACCUCCGCCCGUUCAUCGAGGGCGCCAGCUCCGGCAUGCUCGGCAUCCACGACAUACAGCGGCGCCGCGCAGGUACGGUCACCGGUACCUACGGCACCAAAGGCUCGACCGCCACGUACGGCUCGGGUCCCAAGAAGGCCAGCAAGUUCUCCAGUUCCACCGCCGCUACGGACAGCUUUGCAUUGGAGUCAGACGAUCACGAACUCACCGCGCUUCCCGUCGUACCCCCAGGCAAGGGCUGGAGCCACGCCGUGGUGUCUUCAGAUGCAGGUCAGGAGGGUCAAGGUGGUGGGGGGUGGGAUCGCGAGAGUCAGUCUAGCCGUACAAAGAUCAUUCGGCAUACGACUAGCUACAGGGUUAGCAGCGGGACAGCGGAGCACGAACACGCGUAGUGAAGGAAGGUGGUAGAAGUCGGGGUGCACAGCGUUGCUAGGGAUUGAUCAUCUGCACUCUCUGUGAGAGGGUCUGGAGUGGCACCGCGCCAGGGUGGCUAGUGGGAUCUGGAAUACGGUCCUGUGCAACGAGAUGCUGCAACCCUUUAUGUUCUGAUGCGUAGCGUGCGACGGUCUUCGGCAUGCUAGUUCACAUGUUACGAAGAAGAUUAAUUCUUACAUUUCGUAUUUGGGAG